AUGGCAGAGCUAGAAGGGCUGACUCGUUAUAUAGCAUAUAUUGAUUAUGACCGGAGCCUUAUGCUGUGGCACAUAGCAACUGAGCUGUGUUACCAAGAAGAAGCAUCCGUUGGAGAGAAUCACAAGGAGCGUGAGUUCAGCAAAAUCAUCUCAGACUACAUGAUGUAUCUUUUGAUGAAGCAGCCAAAGCUGAUGUCAGAGGUUGCAGGCAUAGGCAAGAUCAGAUUCAGAGACACGUUGGCUGAAGCUAAGAAAUUCUUCAGGAAUCGAGAAUUCUGA
Molecule: messenger RNA, 279 nt
Organism: Arabis nemorensis
Lineage: Eukaryota; Viridiplantae; Streptophyta; Magnoliopsida; Brassicales; Brassicaceae
Source: the annotation of a GenBank genome assembly